UUUAUGUGGUCAUAUUUCACAUUGAAGGUUCUUGAGAUAGUGUUGAUGCAUAAAGAGUCUCAAAAUCUAGAACGUCUCAUUUUUACAUUACAAUCAAAUAUUUAAUGCAUACACUUUAAUUGAUAUUUCUUAUUUCAAAUGCUUUUGAAAUCAGGCCUCUCUCAUAGAUCAUAAAUGAAAAUCUAUGAGGGAACAGAAACACGCACAUGAGCCUGCUGGGUUUUUGCGUUUCAUGAGGAAUCAAACAAAAAUGAUUUGAGUGAGGGGUGGGGGGUUGUACCUAUUUCUCACACCGUAAUAGGAUGCAUUGUACAUUUACUGCAGUUUCAUAGUUUUCAGGUUUCAAUCUUCGCUCAGCCUUUGAUUACCGGUUUCCAUUAACAUUUUCUCUGGAGAUUUUUAUAAAAGGUAAGAGAGAAAACAAAACACGUCUUUCGCUGAGAUAUGUUGCACCAUAUUGUAUGAGAUACAUGUUUUUAACUGUACGCUUCUCUAUGGCUUCAACACUGAAGACAUGUUCUCUGAAGAUUAUCGCAAUGCUCUCUCAAAGUUCUGCAAAGGAUGCUCAUGUUGAUUCAAAUUUCAAUUCAAUUGUUAUGCAAUACAAUGUUAUCUACAGUACAAUUCAUUCAAGGAACUUGUUUUCUGAAACAUGGAUGUCCAUUUAAUGAUUUGUUUUUUAUUACUAACUGUGCAUAUAUUAUAAAUGUUAUUAACUAAAUGUAAAUAACUAACUUUGGCCUACAGACACUAGUUUAGGCAUCUCUGAUCUAUACAGAUCUGUUAUGAAAUUGAUGUUUCUUUAAUAACCAGGUCCAUGUUUUACACCUUCCAGGCUUUUGGUUGAAUAUCUCUUUUUUAAAUUGUGCAUCAGGAUGGAUCUCCAAACAGUGACUCCAAAACAGAAUGAAAACUCGACUUAUGAUUACAAUGACGAUUACACUGAUGAAGCCUGUAAUAAGAUGAAUGUUAUCCAGUUUGGGACGAUCGUCUCUCCGAUCAUUUUCACCAUUGUGGUUAUGUUCAGCUGUGUAGGAAACAUUUUGGUUUUGUGCGUCCUCGUGAAAUAUGAAAAUCUGCGAUCCCUCACCAACACGUUCCUGCUAAAUCUAGCCAUCUCUGAUCUGAUUUUCACUGUCGGGUUGCCGUUCUGGGCCUACUACUAUGUCAACGGCUGGACUCUUGGAGAUCACGCUUGCAAAGCGGUUAAUUACGUUUUUUAUACGGGAUAUUACAGCAGCAUCAUAUUCAUGACGGUUUUAACCAUACACCGAUACGUGGCUGUGGUCCACCCUCUGUCAGUGGUGAUGUCCAGAAAGAGCAUCCACUGCUACGCCACGUCAAUUGUGGUCUGGAUCAUCAGUUUAUCCGCUGCCAUCCCACAAGCCAUGUUCAAAACGGUUGUGAGAAACCCUAUUGACACUCAAAGCGAAGCCUCUGAUGUAAUCAAGCUCUGUGAUUUCGAUGGUCAAAUCAACUGGAAGCUCUGGAGCACGUACUUACAGAAUGGCUUCUUCAUUGUGGCUUUCCUGAUCAUCGCCUUCUGCUACACCGUGAUUCUGACCCGGCUGCUUCGGCCGACGUCUCACACUCGCAAGAAGACCGUGCACCUCAUCUUCUUCAUCGUGCUGUUUUUUUUCUUGGGAUGGGGGCCGUUUAACGUGGCCAUAUUUCUGGACUCGCUGAUUUCGUGGGGGAUCUCUCCUUUUAACGAAUGUGAGGUCAGUAAGUCAAUCGACUACUUGAUGUACGUCUCUCAGAUGGUGGCGUACUCACACUGCUGUCUGAAUCCAGUGGUUUACGUUUUUAUGGGGAUAAAGUUCAGAAACCACUUGAAGAAAAUGCUGUGGACUUUGUGUAAGAACAACGUGGAGCCUCCGAAUCGAAACAGCAGGAUUAUUUACUCCAACGGCGAAGAAAUAUCCAUGUAUUAGACCAGGGGUGCUCAAUCCUGUUCCUGGAGAUCUACCUUCCUGUACAGUUUAGCUCCUACCCUGA
Danio rerio (zebrafish) is the source of this 1998-nucleotide messenger RNA. The record is from RefSeq and is a predicted model, not a curated record. NCBI's taxonomy places the organism in Eukaryota, Metazoa, Chordata, Actinopteri, Cypriniformes, Danionidae.